UUUUUUUUUUUUUUUUUUUUUUUAAUCCCCGCACCGAGAGCUUAACCUCAUUGGGGUGGAGGAGAAGGCGGCGGCUCUCCGGUCCGCAGCGGCAACAGUAGCGAAUAAUACGACUAAUGGACUGCUGAAUUAUGAAGAAUUUCAGACCCAAUAGCAGAACCUCACUCGGCCACUCACUCCUUUAUCUCCUACUAGUUAUUUAAAUUGGACUUUUAAUAUCCUACCAGCUGCUCUUCAGACACACAUGGUGCAUUGUUGCCAUUCCCCGGAUUGCAUCUUUGAAACACAGGCUCUUAGUAACUUUCAGCGAACAAAGAGGCAACCUCCCGGGUAUAUUUCCUGGGAGGGUGUCACCCUGACUGCCCUCUAGCUUCUGCUGGAUCUGGAUUUGAAUUCCACCAUGGAGCCUCGCAUGGAGUCCUGCCUGGCACAGGUGUUGCAGAAGGAUGUGGGGAAACGACUACAGGUUGGCCAAGAACUUAUAGACUAUUUCUCAGACAAACAGAAGUCUGCUGACCUUGAACAUGACCAGACCAUGUUAGAUAAACUUGUGGAUGGGCUUGCUACCUCUUGGGUGAACUCUAGCAAUUACAAGGUGGUUCUUCUCGGCAUGGACAUCCUGUCCGCACUGGUCACCCGGCUGCAGGACCGGUUCAAGGCACAGAUUGGCACAGUGCUGCCAAGUUUAAUAGACAGACUGGGAGACGCUAAAGACUCUGUGCGAGAGCAAGACCAGACUUUGCUGCUGAAGAUCAUGGAUCAAGCUGCUAAUCCCCAGUAUGUGUGGGACCGAAUGCUGGGAGGCUUCAAGCACAAGAAUUUCCGGACUCGGGAAGGCACGUGCCUCUGCCUUGUUGCUACACUCAAUGCCUCUGGAGCACAUACUUUAACACUAAGCAAGAUUGUGCCACAUAUAUGUAAUUUACUUGGAGAUCCAAACAGCCAGGUUCGAGACGCAGCAAUAAACAGCUUAGUGGAGAUUUACAGACACGUGGGAGAACGUGUGAGGGCAGACCUCAGUAAGAAAGGAUUGCCGCAGUCCCGGUUGAAUGUAAUUUUUACAAAAUUUGAUGAAGUCCAAAAAUCUGGAAACAUGAUACAGUCAGCAAACGAUAAAAAUUUUGAUGAUGAAGAUUCUGUGGAUGGUAAUAGACCUUCCUCUGCUAGUUCUACAUCAUCCAAAGCUCCGCCCAGCUCACGGAGAAAUGUUGGAAUGGGGACCACCCGCCGGCUUGGGUCAUCCACUCUGGGAUCCAAGUCUUCAGCUGCAAAAGAAGGAGCUGGUGCUGUCGAUGAAGAGGACUUUAUUAAAGCAUUUGAUGAUGUACCUGUCGUGCAGAUUUAUUCCAGCCGAGACCUUGAGGAAUCCAUAAACAAGAUUAGGGAAAUAUUAUCUGAUGACAAGCAUGAUUGGGAGCAAAGAGUAAAUGCUCUAAAAAAGAUAAGAUCUUUACUUUUGGCUGGUGCUGCUGAGUAUGAUAACUUCUUUCAACAUUUGCGUCUUUUGGAUGGAGCCUUUAAACUCUCUGCUAAGGACCUGCGGUCUCAGGUAGUGCGGGAGGCUUGUAUCACCUUGGGGCAUCUGUCAUCAGUUCUGGGAAAUAAGUUUGACCAUGGAGCUGAAGCCAUUAUGCCAACUAUUUUUAAUUUAAUUCCAAAUAGUGCCAAAAUUAUGGCCACUUCUGGUGUUGUAGCUGUUAGGUUAAUCAUUCGGCACACACACAUCCCUAGGCUAAUACCUGUCAUAACAAGCAACUGUACCUCUAAGUCUGUCGCAGUUAGAAGGCGCUGUUUUGAAUUUUUAGAUUUACUUUUACAAGAGUGGCAGACACAUUCACUGGAACGACAUAUAUCAGUAUUAGCCGAAACAAUAAAGAAGGGAAUACAUGAUGCGGAUUCUGAAGCAAGGAUAGAAGCCAGAAAGUGCUAUUGGGGUUUUCACAGUCACUUCAGCAGAGAAGCAGAGCACCUGUACCACACCCUCGAGUCCUCCUACCAGAAAGCCCUGCAGUCCCACCUGAAGAACUCCGACAGCAUCGUGUCUCUGCCGCAGUCCGAUCGCUCAUCCUCCAGCUCUCAGGAGAGUCUGAACCGACCGCUCUCUGCCAAAAGAAGUCCUACUGGAAGCACCACCUCUAGAGCUUCUACAGUUAGUACCAAAUCCGUGUCAACGACUGGGUCCCUCCAGCGGUCUCGAAGCGAUAUUGAUGUGAACGCAGCAGCCAGUGCCAAGUCCAAGGUGUCCUCGGCCUCGGGCGCUACGCCUUUCAGCUCUGCAGCGGCCUUACCUCCCGGGUCAUACGCAUCCUUAGAGUCCAGACACGUGAGGGAAGAUACGGAGUCCGUAGGCCUUGACGCAGGUCGGAUCCGCACGAGACGGCAGAGCUCCGGGAGCGCCACCAAUGUCGCCACCACACCUGACAAUCGAGGCCGCAGUCGCGCCAAAGUGGUUUCACAGUCCCAGCGAUCCAGAUCUGCUAAUCCUGCUGGUGCUGGCAGCCGGUCAAGUUCCCCAGGGAAAUUGUUGGGAAGUGGUUAUGGUGGCCUUGCUGGGGGUUCCUCAAGAGGCCCACCUGUGACCCCCUCUUCAGAAAAACGAAGCAAGAUUCCCAGGAGUCAGGGAUGUAGCCGAGAAACAAGUCCAAACCGAAUAGGAUUAGCACGGAGCAGCCGUAUCCCUCGACCCAGCAUGAGUCAGGGGUGCAGCCGUAAUACCAGCUGUGAGAGCAGCCGCGAUACGAGCCCCGCUCGGGGCUUUCCUCCACUCGACCGGUUUGGGCUUGGCCAGGCAGGAAGAGGACCUGGCUCUGUGAAUGCCAUGCGAGUUCUGAGCACGAGUACAGACCUUGAGGCUGCUGUUGCUGAUGCUUUGCUGUUAGGAGACUCCAGGAGCAAGAAGAAGCCUGUGAGGAGGAGGUACGAGCCAUAUGGGAUGUACUCUGAUGACGACGCCAAUAGCGACGCCUCAAGUGUUUGCUCUGAGCGCUCGUACGGCUCCAGGAACGGUGGCAUUCCCCAUUAUCUGCGGCAGACGGAGGACGUGGCGGAAGUUCUCAACCACUGUGCCAGUUCCAACUGGUCAGAAAGGAAAGAAGGGCUCCUAGGCCUGCAGAACUUACUGAAGAGCCAAAGAACACUGAGUCGAGUAGAAUUGAAAAGACUGUGUGAGAUCUUCACCCGAAUGUUUGCUGACCCUCACAGCAAGAUUGCUGAUUCAGAACCAGAAUGUGAGGAUAAAGAAGGAAAUUUGUUUCCAUCAGAAGGCUCUUGUACAAGAGUUUUCAGUAUGUUUUUGGAGACUCUUGUGGAUUUUAUAAUAAUUCAUAAGGAUGACUUGCAAGACUGGCUUUUUGUUCUUCUCACACAAUUACUUAAGAAAAUGGGAGCAGACUUACUUGGAUCUGUGCAGGCAAAAGUUCAGAAGGCUCUAGAUGUCACCAGGGACUCCUUUCCAUUUGAUCAACAGUUUAACAUUUUGAUGAGAUUUAUUGUGGAUCAAACUCAAACUCCUAACCUCAAGGUCAAAGUUGCAAUCCUGAAGUACAUUGAGUCCCUCGCUCGGCAGAUGGAUCCAACAGAUUUUGUAAACUCUAGUGAGACGAGGCUGGCUGUUUCUAGAAUUAUAACCUGGACGACAGAACCAAAGAGUUCAGACGUGAGAAAGUCCCCGCUCCAGCGUAGUCGCGUAGGUGAGGAUUUCCCCACUAGGUCAGCUGCUGCCUGCUCUGGGCCUGGAGAAGGAAACUUGGAAGAAAAUUGUAAACAGGCAGCACAAAUUGUGUUGAUCUCUCUGUUUGAAUUGAACACUCCUGAAUUUACCAUGUUACUUGGUGCCUUGCCAAAAACAUUCCAGGAUGGUGCCACCAAACUCCUGCAUAACCACCUCAAGAACGCUAGUAACACCAGUGUGGGCUCUCCGAGCAAUACAAUUGGCCGAACUCCCUCCCGACACACCAGCAGCAGGACCAGCCCCCUGACCUCACCCACCAACUGUUCCCAUGGGGGCCUAUCUCCCAGUCGGUUGUGGGGUUGGAGUGCCGAUGGCCUAUCGAAGCACCCACCUCCCUUUUCUCAGCCCAACUCCAUUCCCACCGCUCCCUCCCACAAGACUCUCAGGCGCUCUUACUCUCCCAGCAUGCUGGAGUAUGAUACAGAGAACCUGAACUCUGAAGAAAUUUAUAGUUCUCUGCGUGGAGUUACGGAAGCCAUUGAAAAGUUUAGUUUUCGAAGCCAAGAGGAUCUGAAUGAGCCAAUUAAACGGGAUGGCAAGAAGGACUGUGAUAUUGUGUCCCGUGAUGGUGGAGUUGCCUCGCCUGCCACUGAAGGCCGGGGCGGCAGCGAUGUGGUGGAGGGAGGCAGAACAGCUCUGGAUAACAAGACAUCCCUCCUCAACACCCAGCCUCCCCGCGCCUUCCCAGGGCCCCGGGUGCGAGACUACAAUCCAUACCCGUACUCCGACACCAUCAACACCUAUGACAAGACAGCCCUGAAGGAGGCCGUGUUUGAUGAUGACAUGGAGCAGCUUCGAGAUGUGCCCAUUGACCAUUCGGACUUGGUGGCUGACCUUCUGAAAGAGCUGUCCAACCACAACGAGCGAGUGGAGGAGCGGAAAGGUGCCCUGCUGGAGCUGCUCAAGAUCACGCGCGAGGACAGCCUGGGCGUGUGGGAGGAGCAUUUCAAGACCAUCCUGCUCCUGCUGCUGGAGACGCUCGGGGACAAAGACCAUUCCAUCCGAGCACUAGCACUGAGGGUUUUACGAGAAAUUCUGAGGAACCAGCCAGCAAGAUUUAAAAACUACGCCGAGCUGACCAUUAUGAAGACUCUGGAAGCCCAUAAAGAUUCCCAUAAGGAGGUAGUGAGAGCGGCUGAGGAGGCGGCGUCCACGCUGGCCAGCUCCAUCCACCCAGAGCAGUGCAUCAAAGUUCUCUGUCCCAUCAUCCAAACAGCCGACUACCCUAUCAACCUCGCCGCCAUCAAGAUGCAGACCAAAGUCGUCGAGAGGAUCGCCAAGGAGUCCUUGCUGCAGCUCCUCGCUGACAUCAUCCCAGGCUUGCUACAGGGCUAUGACAACACCGAAAGCAGUGUACGUAAGGCCAGCGUGUUUUGCUUAGUGGCAAUUUAUUCCGUAAUUGGAGAAGAGCUGAAACCUCACCUCGCGCAGCUCACGGGGAGCAAGAUGAAGCUACUAAACUUAUAUAUAAAGAGGGCCCAAACCACGAACAGCAACAGCAGCUCCUCCUCCGACGUAUCCACACACAGCUAAUGCAGCACCACAGUCUCUUCGUGUAGCCCUAGAAGCAAUCGGUGGCACCUCUCAGAGACCCUCCCCGACCCUCCCCCUCGUCGGCUGCCCAGUCAGUACAAGGAGGCCCGCAAAUAUUUAUUACAAUCAGUAUUUUGGUCCCUUUCAGCUUUUGUGUAGAAUCUUACUGGUAUUGAAUGUAAAGGAAGCAAGGCCUGUAUUACAAUCUUCAUACAAAGCAAAUGGAAUAAGAAAAGAGCCAUACGUGAACACGUCUUGUACAGUUGGCUGAGAUCACAAAACCAUGUGUGUGGGGCGCAGUUUCAAAAAAAAUCAGAGCUCUCUAGCCAAUACUUGGUAGAAAGUAGCAUUUUCUCUUAGUUAAUAACAUUGGAGGAGGGUAUGUUAAUUUGUGCUUCUCUCUCAUCCUCGCUUACUUCCUUCUGGAUACGGCCUGUGACGCCAGGACAGGGUCAUACGUCUUUGAGUUGUACUGUGAGACCUACUAAGAAUGUGAGUCCAGUCUUGGCAAGAAAGAGAGAAAAGCCUGAAGAGAGUCUUGUAACAACCACGUGGGAUUUUGCUUGUACACGAUCUAGACUGGAGGCCCAGGGCCCCCUCCGCAGGCUCCUUCCAGGACAGGCUCCCCGCCCCUCCGAACACUCCACUCUCACUAUCCCCACCCGGAGCUUCCAGUUGAAAUCUUCUGUUUCAAUCCAAACUCAAAAAUCAGAGUAAAUCUGUAGCAGCCAUCAUGGGUGCCUAACGUGGCAUUUCAUGAAGCGUGGAAGGUACAAGAGAAGAUGUGUGUGUGUAUGUGUGUGUGUGUGUGUGUGUGUGUGUGUGUGUGUGUGUGUGUGUGUGUGUUCCGCUCCUCAGCUCUUGGGGAGACACCAUGUUAACAGUCUCCGCCUUGACCCUGGUGCUUGGUGGUUUGGAUCUUCGGAUUUAGCGCCAUCUCAGUUCCUCCCCGGCAGCCUCUGCCGAGGCUGCUCAGUUCUGAAGCGUUCUCCGUCCUUCUGGUAAAGAGCGACUCUGUCAUCCCAGUUUUGCCUUCUCAGUUUAAUUUAGGAGUAAGAGCAAAGAAAAGUCCAGAGAAGCCAAGUAUCAGAAUCUUUUUUUUUUUUUUAAUUUUAUGAAUAUAAGUACUUCCUUGCUCAUCUGUUGAAAUAAUCCUUGUUUAAGGAUAAAGUAAUUUAGCGGCUGGCAAAUUGCAGAAAAACAGACUUUAAAACCCAGUUUUAAAGUCUGUUUCCUUUUCUCCAGUGAGAAGUUAUCAGAGAAACUACCCUUCUGAAAAUAUUCUCUUAAGGGUGUGAUUGCUCCAGUAAAAGGAGCUCUAGACUUGGAAUCUGGUUAAAUCCAUUUUCAGUAAAAUUCUCAAAGCCAAAUGGAAAUCCUUGAUGCCAUUACAAAGACUUCUAUCCUCUGUCCAAAUGGAACUGGUUUUUCCCUCCAAAAAAUGCCUACUCUGGUAUUUUUUUUCAUGAGGCGUUCACUGUUCCGAUGCUGAAUCCCCUGCAGCCAGCACCACUGAGAACAGAGACCAUGUGGGGUCACCACGGACAUCCCUAGACGCUCCCCUGCUCUGGUCCUGUGGCCUUGUGUUGGAAGUUGUGACACUGUAGCACACAUAAACUCAGUUUCAUUCAGAAUUUUUGAUAAUUUGGAGCUAGGCACUGAAAAGGAAGGUCCAGGAACAGUGAAGCCAGGGUGCCUUCACAGAGAGAAAGCGUGUGUGUGUGUGUGUGUGUGUGUGUGUGUGUGUGUGUGUGUAGGGGUCUCUCGCACAUGGAGGGAAGUACCCCACCGCUGCUGUUGAAGGAACUUCAGGGGUGCAUUUUAAGUGAUUGAAUAUUGACUUAUUUUUGGCUCAGAACAUAGCAGGACCAGGCCUUACUUUCAUUGAUAAAUACCGCUUGUUAAUAUUUCACUAAUGGGAUUUCCUUUUUACAAUCGACAAGUGAGUCAGGGCACCUUUUGAUCACUCCUCUAUCUUAGAAACAUGCGUUCCGGCGAGGUUAUUUAUGAGUUCUUUCACACCUGAUGGGUUUGGAAAGGCCUUCCUCCUUGAAAUCUCUGACUCCCCAGUCUCCCAGGCCCCGCCGCCUGCAGUUGGGAAGAACCUUGAACAUUGCCGAAUGUCCUCCUAGUACAAAGGGCUAGCCUUGAAUGUCACUUGCCCGAUUCAGUCUCCCCACCUAGAGAUGCAAUCAUGGACAGGUCUCUUGGCCUCAGUCAAAGCUGCUGGCGUGGCCGGGGAGACUCGCAUGCCGCUGCCACCACCUCACAGGGAGGGAGCCGCACCAACUCCGCCCUCCGAAGCCCGGACAGCAGCCGCUGCCUCACCCUCCCUCCCUGCAGGCCUCCUUUUGGGCUGAAACACCACACAGAGCAAAGCACCCAAAACUGCAAAACUGUGUUUGCUGCCCCUGUUUACUGGACCGUCCAGGACCCCGAAGAGCCCACCCGAGCCUCUCUCCCGCUGGGGCCGGCUUCCCUCCUGGCUCCCGCUUCUUCCCAUGGUGCGGCCCGCAGGCUGAGGCUGCGGUGGGCACCAGCUUCCUCCGAGUACACUGUGUGUGCUUCGCUGGACCGGCGCGGACGGCCCGGGACUGCCUGUCUGUGGCCCCCCCACCGGCUUCUCCCCUGUGCAGGUGAUGCAACCGAUUCUGGUCUCAUCAGUCUUUUUCUUUCCCUGCCGCCCUUUAUUUAUCAAGCAUAAUACUACACGUUAACAGCAAAUAAGAACUUUGUAGAAUCCCACCAGGACUUUGCUAACAAUGAUGUUUGGAAAUGAAAACAACGCUCGGAAAACUCUCAGCCACCAUAAUCAUUUUGUCGGCGCUGUGUUCACACGCAUGGUCCCCACACCCCCAGGUUGGGUUUUUUGGGUUUUGUUUUUGUUUUUUGGGGGCUUUUCAUGUUACAUCCAUAUCUGUAUUUAUAUCUUAUUUGUUUCACUUUCAAGUGUAUCAUGGCAAAUGUACAGAUUUUUUUGUUAAUAAUGUGCUAGGAUUUGCUAAAAAAGAAAACAAAACAAAAAAAAACCCUUUUGAGUUUGCCCUAGAAUAAAUGAAACUUAAUUCA
Messenger RNA from Lutra lutra (Eurasian river otter), 8332 nucleotides. It is a transcript of the gene CLASP1, whose product is annotated as cytoplasmic linker associated protein 1. The transcript has 44 exons. Lineage: Eukaryota; Metazoa; Chordata; Mammalia; Carnivora; Mustelidae. Gene Ontology annotation, biological process: mitotic spindle assembly. The record is from RefSeq and is a predicted model, not a curated record. The coding region runs from base 401 to 5263 and encodes 1620 amino acids. Gene Ontology annotation, molecular function: kinetochore binding; microtubule binding. Gene Ontology annotation, cellular component: microtubule organizing center; spindle microtubule; cytoplasmic microtubule.